Messenger RNA from Rosa chinensis, 1331 nucleotides. RefSeq names its product putative F-box protein PP2-B12. The transcript has 4 exons. Gene Ontology annotation, molecular function: protein binding. The coding region runs from base 67 to 948 and encodes 293 amino acids. The record is from RefSeq and is a predicted model, not a curated record. NCBI's taxonomy places the organism in Eukaryota, Viridiplantae, Streptophyta, Magnoliopsida, Rosales, Rosaceae.
UCCCUUCGAAGAUAUCCCAAAAAAUUGGAAUGAUACAGACAAGAUUAUCAUGGCUCUUGUAUAAAGAUGACACGCAUAAAUGAGGAGGAAGAUGCUGCAAUGCUGCAUCAUAUAGACUUGCAAGCGUUGCCGGAAGGAUGCAUUGCCAAUGUGAUCUCAUUGACCAGUCCUCCAGAUGCGUGCAGGCUAUCGGUGCUUUCUAGGGUUAUCAGAUUGGCAGCAGAAUCCGACGCCGUUUGGGACAAGUUCCUUCCGCCUGAGACCCAUGAGAUCCUAUCCCAUUCCGCCACUGCCUCCGCUGCCAAAUCCAAGAAAGAGCUCUACAUGGCUCUCAGCCACAGCCCCGUCCUCAUUGACGAUGGCACUAUGAGCUUUUCUCUGGAAAAAUGGACUGGAAAGAAAUGUUACAUGAUAGCUGCAAAGCGCCUUCGGAUUGCUUGGGGUGAUACUCCUCUCUAUUGGCAAUGGAUUACUCUGCCUAACACCAGGUUCGAGGAAGUGGCUGAGCUUCAGUGGGUUGGUUGGUUUGAAAUUCGUGGGAGAAUUGCUACACGUAAGCUUUCCCCAUCAACUCUAUAUAAAGCUUAUCUUGUGUACAAGUUCAAUGCACACUCUUAUGGAUUUGAUUACUCUCCUGUGGUGGUGGCGGUUUCUACAAGGCCUUAUGGCUUUGAUUAUGAAUGCCCUAGUUUGAGAGAAAUUGUUGAUGGAGGAGACCUUAAGCACACUGCCUUUCUGGCGCAUCCUGAAAGAGAAAUGGAUGAAGCUGAUGAUCUGCUGUUUCCAAAGGAAACGGCAGAUGGCUGGUUGGAGAUGAAGUUGGGUGAAUUUUUCUGUGAAGGAGGAAAAGAUGAAGAGUUGGAGAUGAUUUGUUGUGAGAUUGAUAUUAGCAGCAAGAGUGGCAUCAUUGUGCAAGGGAUUGAGAUCAGACCAUGCGAUAGGAACUAGAAUGAUCUACCAUCGAUAAACGGUUAAUUCUGAACACGAAGUGCCUGCACCUGCAAACUCACCCAGUACUAAUAAGAUCUGUAGCACCACCCUGCACCUACAAACUCACCCUGAUCCGACCGCCAUCAAUCACCACCUCGACCAGAACGUAUCCGGGACACAAACCAGAUCAACCAAACGCAUCCAUCAGUCAAACCACAACCACUCCGAUAGCCGCUGCUAUUGUCCAACGACAAUGUCGCAAGGACGCGCCACUAAACGAGCACAAGAAGAAGUCAAGGAAGUCUUAGGCACGUGUGGCGCAUUCUAGGGUUUUUUCUUUAAAAAAAUUUUGUGAUGCACUUCAAGGAAAUUUUUUGUUAGUGGGCAUUUGCUGCAGUAAA